This is a messenger RNA of Penaeus chinensis, 2058 nucleotides long. RefSeq lists its product as uncharacterized. The record is from RefSeq and is a predicted model, not a curated record. NCBI's taxonomy places the organism in Eukaryota, Metazoa, Arthropoda, Malacostraca, Decapoda, Penaeidae.
GUGAAGGUGUGCCUUGUCACAGCGCCCACAGCUCUCUCGGACUCACAGAUCACCACCGACGGUCACUUUGCAGGGGGGAGGGAGAGAAUAUGAAAGGAGAAUAAAACAGGAGAGAAGACAUGGCAGGCACGGAUGCCCCCCCAGAUAUAGGGGCCAUCACCUGCAGCCCCGAAGGGAACGAGUGCAACGAGGUCACCAACAGUGAAUGCAACAAGGCAACGUUGCAGUGCUAUUGCCCGACCUCGUAUCCCAUUCAUGAUUACGAGAACCGCUACUGUGUAAGGGAUAUAUAUAUAUAUAUAUUAGAUACUUGUACUACCUUUACCCUGUUAUGAUGUAGAUACAGUUGCACAUUUUCCUUAAUUUACGUAGAUAUUCCUUUUCGUAAGAACGCCUUGGUUUUGAAUAUUUAAUCUCCGUGAGGUUUCGAAGCUUCAGUUCGCCAUUCAUAAAACAGGGGAAGUUCUAUGAAUGCGGACGCAGGAGAUCUGGUUUCGGUGUUUCGUAAAGUUUCGUUGGUCUAUGAACUGUUCUUAUCGUUCAUGCCUGAACUUCAUACUUAAAGUUUUGAUGUCAUUUGGUGUAAUGUGAACAUUUAUUCAUAUUUGUGUAGUUUUUUUUUUUUUUUUUAAACGAGUUUUCUUUUGAUUUCUUUUUAAACGACGCGAAGGUCAAUGCAAAUAGAGUUCGGUUAGGCGUGAGAAAUUUUCUUAUUUUGGGUCAAAAUAAGAAAUAAAAAAAAAAGCAGGUCAACCAAGCAGUUCCUGACCUAGGCCUUCUGGGUUGGACUAUAAAAAAAAAAAAAACUUACGCUCACUCCCUUUCUCUCUAAGUGGGCGUGGGCGUGAGUGAAUGAGAGGCCAGGGUCUCCUUGAUUGUUUAGGUUCAGAAAAAGGGAGAAACAAAGUAAGUUCGAAAGGUCCAUGCGCGCCCAGGGGAAGAGGUCGCGUCUGCAUCGUUCGAGGUCAAGAAAGGUCACGGGAGGUAUAGCGCGAUGGGAGAAAAUAAAAACGAUAAAAAAAGAUUAUAUCGAUGAUGAAAAAAAUCAUGGAGAAGGUAAUCAACACCUUUUUGGAAAAAAUAAGAUAAAAAUAAGAAUGAGGCAUUGACCUUCAGAAAACACACUUCAUGUCAGCGUUUUAUUUACCCUAUUUUUGGGGACUUACCAGCUAUCGAUUAUUUUUUUCCCCUUUUUUUUGUUUGUUUAUUAGCAUUUCAUUUCCCUUAAAUUUUUUUAUUAUUGUUAUCGCAUUUUCUAUGUAUCUCCGUGUACCGUAUCUCCGUUUCAGUUGACAAGCAUAGUUGGUGAUACAUACAUUCGGGUAGUACGCACUGAGAAGACGUUAGGGAUAGAGAUAAACAAAAAUAGGAUAAAGGAUGGGAGAAACAGGAAGUGUGAUAAAUAGAGAUAGAGAAAUUAUGAAACAGUAGGUAAUACAAGGGGAAGAGAGAGAAAGUUUUUUUUUUUUUUUUUUUUUUUUUUGAAAACAAGAUAGAGAAGAACACAACGAGCAAGAGAGGAAUUAAAACGAAACAAAGAGAGAGAGAAAAAAAAACGCCCCAAACCUCCAUGCAGCGGUCUUAAUCAGCUCAAACUGUAUAUGUCUGUUAGUCCCACGGCCAUAGCGAUGCCGUGUUUGUUAACCUUACCACUCUGCCUAACGAGCAAAAGUCAGACACGUUGCCUGUCUUUUUAUGAUGAAUGUUUGGUGUUUGUUUCUGUUCCUUGAAAUAAAUAAAUACUCCUUUAAAAAUAAUAUAUAUAUUACCAAAAAAAAAAACAAUAAAAAAAAGAAUUUCUUCUCUUACAUGUACAAAAAAAAUAAUAAUACUAAUAACGUAAAUCCGUAGGACGCCUUUUUAUUAUUGAGAGCAGCCAAUAGCGGGUGCUUUUCAAGACUUGCCUCAUCGUGCAAAAGAGUGAUAUAUCCCGUUUUCUAUAACUUUAAACACGCAAGGGGGUACUCGGCUGGAGUUUCCCUCUGGCCGGUACCUCGUUUUGGGAGCUUUAUCCUUGUAUUGGUUAUUAACAGUCGAAUAAAAAGUUGCCACCAAAAA